Messenger RNA from Parasteatoda tepidariorum (common house spider), 587 nucleotides. The record is from RefSeq and is a predicted model, not a curated record. Lineage: Eukaryota; Metazoa; Arthropoda; Arachnida; Araneae; Theridiidae.
ACUGGUAAUUUCAAUUUAGAUUAUCUACCUUUCUGCGAAAGAAGAAUAGAAAAGAUGAAGUGUCGUUUCAGCAGUACUCAUCAAAAUUACUCCAAGAUUCGAUGAUCUCGAGCAUUCCGAAGAUAAUGUCUGCAAACAACAUUCAGCUGAAAGUAUUGCGCACUUUGUUUUUCGUUGUUUGCGUCAUUGGAUUUGUUCUCCAGACUUGGGAAUUUAUGCAACUAUAUUGGCGAUAUGAAACUGUUGUCAGUGUUACAGUCACAAACAAUGAGGAAGUUGAGCUACCUUCUUUCACCAUAUGUAAUUAUUAUGGAUUUAUGUCAUCCUACAUUUGUAGUGAUCCGAGAUUUAGUGAAAGAUGUCAAACACUACCUGAAUUUGAGGAGUACCAGAAUUUAUGUGAAUGUUUUCAUCAACGGUAUUGUGUUGAGGGUGAAAUAGCAGAACCUCCAGAGAAGUACCCAACAAGAUCAAUUUAUGAGGAGCUGUACUCCAUGGAUUUCGAAAACUACACCAUGUAUCUUCAAGCGAGAGAGGAUAUUUUUAGCUUGUGUUUUGUGGGAUCCGUUCCUGUUNGAUAUUCGUGA